AUGACCUCCAAUCGCAAGCCGUCUCUGCAUUUUACUGCUGGUUGUUGGAUCAACGAUCCUUGUGCUCCCAGUUAUGAUCCGGCCACGGCAUCAUACCAUGUCUUUUAUCAAUGUAAUCCACAUGGUACUGAAUGGGGCUCGAUGUCUUGGGGUCAUCUCGCCAGCAAAGACCUCGUUUCCUGGACACCCUCCACCAAGCCUGCUUUGAUUCCCGACCAACCUUAUGAUCGUGCGGGAGUCUUUACAGGUUGCAUGGUACCACCCGCAAAUUUUGAGCAAGGCUCUUUGAAAGUUAUCUAUUCAUCAGUCCGCCAUCUGCCAUUUCACUGGAGCACACCUCCAUAUCCCCGUGACGCUGCUGGUCUAGCAAUCGCCGAAUCUAGGGAUAAUGGGGAAACAUGGAUGAAAUGCUCGGAAAAUCCCAUCUUGACAGGCGAACCCAAGGGACUUCAAGUAACUGGCUUUCGUGAUCCCUUUCUUGCAGAGUGGCAUGCUUUGGAUCAUCUUCGUGGACAAAAGUCCAUGUAUGCUCUUGUUUCAGGUGGAAUUGAAGCCUACGGACCGACAGCCUUUCUAUAUUCCGUGCCGCAUGAGAACUUAUCAGAAUGGCAAUAUUUGUGUCCCUUGGUCAACGUACCUGCUCGAUUCCAGCCCUCGCCCAAAUGGUCUGGAAAUUUCGGCGUCAACUGGGAAUGCGCAAAUUUCCUGACACUCGGAUCUCAAACCACCAGCCGCGUGUGUCUCAUCCUCGGAGCAGAGGGAGAUGUGGAACGUGAACACAUUCGAAAUUUUGAAUCUUCUGAACAUAUUCCUCCAAGGACUGUUCGUUCUCUAUUGUGGAUGUUUGGUGAUUUGAGGGUUGAGAACAACUCGGUCAGGGUUGACUACACCCAUGGCGGGUAUUUGGACUGCGGGUCAUUGUAUGCAGCCAACUCAUUCUUUGAUCCCGUGUCUAAGAGAUAUAUAAUGCACGCAUGGAUUCCCGAAGAGGACAUUACACCGAGUUACGCCAAACGCAAAGGAUGGAAUGGUGCAUUGGCCAUUCCUCGCGAACUCUUCCUCCUUUCUAUACCAAAUGUUACACGAGCUCUUCGCAGUCCUUUGUCGGAAAUAGCGUCUGUUGAACAAGUUCCAAACAGAGACGCUUCACUUACUCUCUACACUCUCGGAACACGGCCUGUUGAAGAGAUAGUUAGACUCCGCAAACACUGUGGUCGUGUUUGCCAACGAAAACAGAUCUCACUCCCAUCUCCGACAGCCGGACCACCGCAUGCACUGUGCUCAACAUUUUUCGCAACCUGGGAGCUCGAGGCAGAAAUUACUAUCGACCCAAGUUGCUGCAUUGAAGUAGGAUUUCAUAUUCGCCACAAUAGUGACAUGUCUAUAUGCACUACUGUCACUUUCUCUCUUCAGAAAGAGAUGAUCAGUGUCAACAAGGGAAGAUCAACAUCUGAUCCAAACGUGCGCAAUUGCCCAGAACAAGGUCCCUUUACACUCUUUUAUAUGCUUGAUAGUAUGGGUGUCGAGCCCACAGAGAAAUUGGAGAACUUGCGUAUUCGCAUAGUCUCUGAUGCGGAUGUGUUGGAGGUCUUUGCAAAUGAUCGUUUUGCCUUGGCUACGAUGGUCUAUUCUCCGGAGGAUUGUAGACCUGCUAGCAUAUCAGCAUUUACCAAGGGGGGAUGGAGAGUGCUGUGA
This is a messenger RNA of Penicillium verrucosum, 1695 nucleotides long. Its product is annotated as glycoside hydrolase family 32 protein. Gene Ontology annotation, biological process: sucrose catabolic process. The record is from RefSeq and is a predicted model, not a curated record. The transcript has 2 exons. Gene Ontology annotation, molecular function: sucrose alpha-glucosidase activity. Lineage: Eukaryota; Fungi; Ascomycota; Eurotiomycetes; Eurotiales; Aspergillaceae. The coding region runs from base 1 to 1695 and encodes 564 amino acids.